AAAAAAAAAAAAGUAUCGAUACAGCAUGGAUACAACGUACAUGCCCAGUCCAAGCAUUUCGCCUACACCUACCAAAGUCGAUAAAGUUGAUGGAUUGGAAGCAUCGCAUGUACCACCACCAGCAUUCUCUCUUGGUGAAGGAUUCGAUUUUAAGGUGAACAAACCACCAACAGGUAGACCUAUUCGUAUAUAUGCAGAUGGGAUUUAUGAUCUUUGCCAUUUUGGUCAUGCCAAAGCACUGGAACAAGCCAAGAAAGCAUUUGAUAAUGUAUACCUACUUGUUGGAGUAUGCGGCGAUAUCGAAACACACAAACGUAAAGGCAAGACAGUGAUGAAAGAUGUGGAACGAUAUGAAGCUUUACGACAUAUCAAGUGGGUGGAUGAAGUGAUUGAAGAUGCACCAUGGGUGGUCACUCAAGAAUUCAUCGACAGACAUCAAAUUGACUAUGUUGCACAUGAUGCCGAACCUUAUGGAUCCUCUGAAUCUGGUGAUGUAUACUCUUUUGUCAAGGCUCAAGGCAAGUUUUUACCAACUCAAAGGACAGAUGGUAUCUCCACUUCUGAUUUAAUCACAAGGAUUGUUCGUGAUUAUGACUCUUAUCUACGUCGAAAUUUGGAACGAGGAGUCAGUGCAAAAGAACUCAAUAUAUCUUUCUUCAAGGAAAAGGAAAUCAAAACAAAGAAAUCCAUUGAUGAUCUUCGAAAACAAAUCACUAAUAUGAUUUUGGAUCAUCUUGAUAGUUGGGAAAAUCAAAAUCAUCACCUUAUCAUGGGAUUUGCUGGAAGAUUUGGUGCUGAAACUAUGGUGGAAAAACUUUUAUACAAAGGUCGGCUCUUAUCAGGCAAAAAUACCCCUACUCAUAGUAGUAACAAUAGUGUGAAAGGUGAUUCCGAUGUAGAAUAGACUCUUCUCCUCCUUUAUAUACAGUAUAUUAGUUAGAUAUCCCUCCCAUUUUUAGUGUAUUCUUAUCAUGGAUUCAUUUUUAUUAUCAUCAUCCCAUUAUAUCAAAAAGGAAAAAAAAAUACACGCAUGUUUAUGUAUAGUUAUCCCGUUUUAUUAAAUAAAAGACAUUUUUAACAUUA
This is a messenger RNA of Halteromyces radiatus, 1083 nucleotides long. RefSeq names its product cytidylyltransferase-domain-containing protein. Gene Ontology annotation, biological process: CDP-choline pathway. Gene Ontology annotation, molecular function: phosphatidylcholine binding; choline-phosphate cytidylyltransferase activity. NCBI's taxonomy places the organism in Eukaryota, Fungi, Mucoromycota, Mucoromycetes, Mucorales, Cunninghamellaceae. Gene Ontology annotation, cellular component: nuclear envelope. The coding region runs from base 26 to 904 and encodes 292 amino acids. The record is from RefSeq and is a predicted model, not a curated record. The transcript is spliced from 6 exons.